AAACAUGUAUUAUAUUAUAUAUUAUAUAUAUUGUAUUUUGCUGUAUAUCGGGACAUUUGUAACGCAAAAUACAAAUUUAAAAUAAAAAUAAAAAUGCAUUCAAAUUUGACCCAAUAGCUAUACAACAAAAUACAAUAAAUAAUUGUAUGACCGCACCCCUGUUACUGUUGCACACGGAAGCAGAAGAACGCGGUGCAGUGCGCUAAAUUAAAGUUAGAUUUUGUCUGCUUUUCUCAUUCUGAAUUGCCCGUUUCCCAAACGACGGAUAGCAGACCUAUAAUACGACAGUCAUGUUUGUAAGAUGCUGUGUCAUUCACGUAUUAUUUCUUAAUCUGAUAGAUAAAGGGUCUCCAGAGUGUCUGGAUGUCACUGGUUUUGUUGGAGAUUCUGUUCUCAUACCAUGUUCAUACCAGGAUAGAAAACUAAAGCCAGAGGAAAUCAAUGUGUUUUGGAGAUACAAUGCAUACAAAAUUGUUUAUGAUAUCGAACAAGGAAAACCCUCAACAAUCGAACAGGAUCCAAUGUUCAAGGGUCGAAUAACAAGUUUUCUUCAAGAGCACAAGAAUGGGAACUUUUCUCUUAUACUCUCAAAUCUGACGGUCACAGACGCAGGGCAGUUCUUAUGUGAUAUCCCAGAUGUGGAAAAGAAAUGCGAACGAAUGCUGCAAGUCAAAGUACAUCCAACAACAAUGUCUACUGCAACGUCUGAUACAAGAAGCUCUUCCAUGAAAACCCAACCAGAGGGGAUUGCAACUUUCCUGACUGUUGUUUUGGAAUUUCUUAUUUUGCAUUAUAUCUGCUUACUUUAUUAGAAUGUAUUGCUUAAUUGUGUUACAAAUUAUGCCUUUCUUCAAUGUUUAGUAACAAUUGUUUGUACUCUUGAACCAAAUGUAUUAUAUUCUGACUGCUGAACAGAAUUGUGGCCAAAUUAAUUAGCAUAAUUAUAACGGACAGAUGUUUGAUAUUAAUUUUAUUUUUAAGUUUGGUCUUACGGAUGUUUCCAAAAAGCAUUGUUAACCAAUCACAUGAGUUCUCUCAUUACCAACAAUUCAGUGUUUCCCUAAACAAUAUACUGUAGUUUUAAAGAACAUUGGAAACAGCAUCACAAAGUUGUGUGGCAGAAACUAUUACAGUCGAUAGUAAUAAUACUCUUGAGCAUAAACAACAUGCGCUUCUAUUUCUUUCAUUCCACAUUUUUAGUUUGUAACUAGACUAGAAUGAAAG
Molecule: messenger RNA, 1224 nt
Organism: Carassius gibelio (silver crucian carp)
Lineage: Eukaryota; Metazoa; Chordata; Actinopteri; Cypriniformes; Cyprinidae
Product: V-set domain-containing T-cell activation inhibitor 1-like
Exons: 4
Coding region: 291-812 (173 amino acids)
Biological process (GO): T cell costimulation; immune response; cell surface receptor signaling pathway
Cellular component (GO): external side of plasma membrane
Source: RefSeq, a predicted model, not a curated record